GACAGUCAGUCAAGUAGGCCUACAGGCUUACUGCACUGACAGAGAGUCAGUCCACCAGCGAUAUGUACAUGGCAGGUAACCAAUGAGAUUCGGCCAAUAUCAAGUUUCGAAAAGUACUACACAACAAUAAUGGUUUGCCAUCUGAAGUUAAACCAACUGGAGUCACUGGUCGCUCUUCUCAAGCAAUAUCAACCACAGUCAUUACCGAUCCUAUUCCGAAUCCAGAAGACACUUGAAAGCGUGGUGAGCUAUGAUGUGUUUGUGGACAGCUGGCCAGAUGUUACCCACGUCUUGACGAGAAGGAAAAAGGGCACCGAGAGCCUGGCUUCUACCUUCACCCAAUUCUUCGCCCUAAAGCAAAACAGUAUCAUAUUGGAGUCGAUACUAUCUGAUCAGACGUUGUUUGACUUCACCAAACAACACUGGAUUGCAGGUCUCGAUUACACUUAUCAGUCGACUUUGAAGAAAUUUGAAGAGGAGCACGGUUUACAAAGAAAGGAUUCGGUCAACUACAUAUUAUACGCUGCGACGGAAGAGACACUACCUGAAGCGCCUCUUAAAGGAGAGGUCAUCAGUGGACCUAUCAAAAAACCUUUCCAUAUUGACGAAAUUGAGAAAGCAUGGACUCGUGACAUAACAAGAGAGCACAUAGAAUUCUGCCUGGAGCGUUUCCCGAGUCUAUGUCUAACAUCGGUCAAGACAGGAGAGCUGGUUGCUUACGGGUUUAUACAGGAUUACGGUGCGGUGGGGAAGCUCUUCGUGAAGCCAGCGUUCAGAGGUCAAGGUUACGCCAAAUGGAUUAUGACCCAGCUGGCGAGGAGGCAGAUAAAAGAUACGGGCUUGGAAUAUCAUAUGUCGUUUGUUUUGGAAACGAACGUAGAGUCAAGUCUAGUUCAUCAGAAAUGUGGCUACAGGGAAUACCCUAGUGACAAGUACUUUUGGGUGAUGUUCAAUGCCCUUACACGAAACUGACAAAAGACAAGUUCAUUUUGAGGGGCGUAAGGCUCCAUCAUGACUGUUUAUUGUGUCAUAAAGGCAAAGCUAUACCUUUGUCCAACAUGCAGAUUGGUGAUCAGUCACACUCGUGACAGUCGAUUCGUUAACUAAUAAACAUCAUUGACACACUCAAAACAAA
Messenger RNA from Lineus longissimus, 1135 nucleotides. RefSeq lists its product as uncharacterized. NCBI's taxonomy places the organism in Eukaryota, Metazoa, Nemertea, Pilidiophora, Heteronemertea, Lineidae. The record is from RefSeq and is a predicted model, not a curated record. The transcript is spliced from 5 exons. Gene Ontology annotation, molecular function: glycine N-acyltransferase activity. The coding region runs from base 130 to 972 and encodes 280 amino acids. Gene Ontology annotation, cellular component: mitochondrion.